This is a messenger RNA of Aspergillus oryzae RIB40, 2373 nucleotides long. RefSeq names its product Zn(II)2Cys6 transcription factor. Lineage: Eukaryota; Fungi; Ascomycota; Eurotiomycetes; Eurotiales; Aspergillaceae. Gene Ontology annotation, molecular function: DNA binding; DNA-binding transcription factor activity, RNA polymerase II-specific; zinc ion binding. The transcript is spliced from 5 exons. Bases 1 to 2373 code for a protein of 790 amino acids. Gene Ontology annotation, biological process: DNA-templated transcription; regulation of DNA-templated transcription. The record is from RefSeq and is a predicted model, not a curated record.
AUGACCAAGGUAGCAUUUAAUCGAACGACAGCCUGCGCCCCUUGUGCACAUGUGCUGUCGCAUGAUAUACAUCAGAACAUUGAGACAAGCCGAUUCAAUUGGGCUAUGGUCAAACUCGCAACUAAGGUUCCCACAUUCCCCUCCAAGGUGAAAUUUGUUGCAGAGUUUGUGCCGUUUGGCGCGUUGACAAUACAACUCCCAUUCUUCUUGGGAUGGCAAGGGGCAGCCUGCACCACCUGCCGACGUAAAAAGACGAAAUGCGAUGGCAGGCGCCCCACCUGUUCACCGUGUAAAGCAUUCAAUUUGCCGUGUGCUUUCCAAGAUGUUUUGAGGCACUCCAGUCGAACUAGCCGAGCAUAUGUUGAAGAGCUAGAGAAACGCGUUCAAGACAUGGAAAUGCAGCUACAAGACCGAACUCUAGAUAGCUCAUGGCGAGGGUUCGUAUCAGAAAACAAGAGGAACUCUCCUGCCCCAUCUUCGGCAGCCGCUGGUACAAGCGACGGCGCAACUUUUGAACUUAACGCUAUAGAGAGUCAACCCUAUUCUACAUCACCUUCCAGGUCCCAGCCGGAGGAAGGUAAUGCUCAGCCGAAUGUGGACGGUGGUGCUAGUCAGGCUCCGUAUGUCAUUAACGCCGAGGGCACAAAGAUGCGAUUUUUCGCUUCAGGCCAAGACCUCAACUCUCUAGAGGGCGGGAAACGAUCCGGAGCGUGGAUGACUGCUAGUCAAAAAACAGCAUCUAGAUGGCAAUUGUCUAGUUGGUAUCCCCGCAUUCUGCAAGGCGAUCCUGGGCAGCGCGCUUUUCAGACAUUACCCCCCAAAGCAACCACAACACAGCUGGUAAGCGAAUAUUUUGGCAGCUUUAAUAGAGCGGUCCCACUGUUCGACGAGGCUACGUUUACUAGGCUAGUGGAUAAACAGUUCGGUUGGAAUCCCGAUGAAAAUCCCUCGUGGUGGGCAUCCCUGAAUGUUGUGCUUGCAAUUUCGUACAGGGAAAGGGCACAAAAGUUACCUGAUGGAAGUGAGGAAUGGCAAAAGUCAAUGGGACACAUCAGGAAUGCUCUAAACGUGAUCGUAGAAUUCUUCAUGUGUUCUGCGGACCUACUUGCUGUCCAAGCAAUGCUGGGACUUGCGCUCCUUUUCCGAAGUACACCAAACCCUCAGCCACUCUUCAUGUUUGCCGCAGCGGCAAUGCGUCUUUCACAGUCUAUCGGGUUACAUCGUAAUCAGACAUCGGGGCUAUCUCCAUCUCACGUUGAGGAACGGCGGAGAACGUUUUGGAUCGCAUUCAUUCUAGACGCGGAUAUCUCUCAUCGAACCGGGCGACCGCCGGUGCAGGAUGUGAAUGAUUUCGACACCCCACUACCUUCCAAGUUUCCUCAUGACGGACUAGGAAUUUUGGAUGUGCAUGGGGCCCAUCUUGAUUACUUCCACCUGCUAGCGCGGUUUGCAUUGAUCCAACGAGGGCUAUACGACCGUCUCUAUACCGCCAACGUUCAGACAAAGGCAACUCGGGAUCUUAUCCAAGAAAUGAAAACUAGUGAGGAGGAUCUUCUUGGAUGGAGGACCUCUUUUGCAAAGCACUACAAUCCACAAAUUGCGUUCUCUAAUGCAUCUGAUUAUCAUCUUCAGCAUGUCCUAAGAUUGGACUUCGCGUACCACUGCUGUUAUGCCAAGCUUUACCAACUCUGCAUCCUUGCUAGGCGAUCGAUGGCGCAAGCUGCACAGGGUUUAGAAGACUUCCCAGCCUUAGAUAAGGUGAUAAAUAAUAUUCUUGUGAGGUCUCUGGAAUGUGCGAGGUCUGCGAUUCAACUCAUAAAACAUGUUGGUCUAUUUGGACCCUGCUUCGUAUGGGGUGUUAUAUACUUCCCUGCUGCUGCAUCAAUGACCUUGUUGUCGAACUUGCUGACAGAUCCUUCUCAUCAACAUGCUGUAUCUGAUCUUACCAUGGCUCAAGAAACAAUAAACUUGCUUUCUAAAGUUUCAUCUGAAGAGCCAGGUACAUAUGUUGAUUAUAUACUCGGAGUAUGCUCAGAGCUAAAGACUGCAGCCAAGAAGGCUGUAAGCCGAGCUGAUCAAGAUAUCUCCCAGCAAUCGAUGCGAUAUCUCAACAACACUCAGCUUUCUACAAACGAGACCGGAAAUCCAGCAAGUGGACAUGCUGUACCUCAUCCGAGUUUAGCAUCACCCCAAUCCGGAGACACAGAUCCUACACGGAGUUGUGCUAUUUUACAAAGCUAUGACAUGCCUUCGGUCGACCCAACUUUUGACUUGGCCAUGAAUUUUCAAUGGCCUGUUGCUCCUUUCUGGAACUGGGGCGAGAUGAUGACUAGCACGUCUGAUGGUGGAAUAGACAAUGGACAACUCUUAUAA